AUGGCCCAGGCUGCAGCGGGUAACGUUCUCCGUGCAUCGUUGUUUGCCGUGCCGGUGGCGUUGGCGUUCCAUGACGUCAUAGGGUCCCCCGUGCAAGUGGAAGGGAGGUCGAUGCAGCCAGCGAUCAACCCGCACUUGGGCCCAGAGAGCCAACAAGGCGAAAGCUUGGACGUGGUGUGGCAGGACAAGCGGAGCAUCUCGAGACACAUCUACGAGCGAGGGUCCAUCGUCGUCUUCAGGAAUCCCUUUGACCCGAAAGAGCGGGUCGUGAAGCGACUGAUCGGCGUCGAUGGCGACUGGGUGCGACCAAGGGGCAACAAGCACAACCUCAUGAGAGUGCCGGAGGGAUACUGCUGGGUAGAGGGUGACAAUCACGGGGUCAGCGGAGACAGCAAUCAUUUUGGACCGAUACCGCUGGCGCUCAUCGAGGCGAAAGUGACCCACGUUUUGUGGCCACCAGGCAGAAUGCGCAGCCUGGGCCAAGAUUUGCCGGAAAUCCACCGCGGUUUGAAUCCAUCCCAAGCGUGA
This is a messenger RNA of Ectocarpus siliculosus, 528 nucleotides long. The record is from the annotation of a GenBank genome assembly. Lineage: Eukaryota; Phaeophyceae; Ectocarpales; Ectocarpaceae.